Molecule: messenger RNA, 1005 nt
Organism: Pseudovirgaria hyperparasitica
Lineage: Eukaryota; Fungi; Ascomycota; Dothideomycetes; Acrospermales; Acrospermaceae
Exons: 1
Coding region: 38-862 (274 amino acids)
Source: RefSeq, a predicted model, not a curated record
CACAAACUUGAGCGAAUUCAUUACCGAACACCGGGCCAUGGCGGUUCUGCUAGAUCUCCCGAACGAACUUCUCAUCGAGAUCGGCAAUCACAUCACGUGUCCGCGAGAUGCCCUCUACUUUCUAUUCACAUGUAGAAGACUAGCCUACAUCCUGAUCGAUGCGCCCGUAAAGUCUAACAUCUGGUACAACAACAGCGACGCACUGGCCUGGGCUGUAAGCAAUGACCGACCCGACCUCGUCUCUCGGAUGAUCAAGCUUGGCGCAAACCCCAUGGCUACGGAUCGACAGCGAGUCUUGAUAGGCCUCUCACCGGAAAGUGCGCUUAUAGCUGCUGUCACACGAAGGAGGAUUGGUAUGGUAGAGCUUCUUACCGGAGACGAAGCUCAAAGUACGGCUGAGAAAAUCGACAUCAAACAGUUCGAGAGGGGCUUGAUGGCGGCCCAUGAUAUGGUGCGGGUAAUGGCUUUGAAAGAGUCCGACCAGUUGUCGCUACUACAUAUUCUGGUAGGCAGGCUGAUCAAGCUCCUCGGACCUGAUUACUUGACGACAGACACAGGCAUCAGAUUGUUAGAAUCUGCAUGCGGGGAACGUCGUGUCGACAUGGUACGUCUUCUGCUGGCUAGUGCACGGGCGGGCUUGAAAGAGCUACCACCGAAGACCAUAUUGAAGGUCUUUACCCAGUGUGAUGAGGCGGUAACAGUCGAAAUCUAUGACAUGUUGUUGUCCGCUGGUGUCCAACUCCCGCACUUAUUCAGGGUACGGAGGGGACUGGGUGCGCGGCCAAAGAUGAAAUCGCUACUCAAGAGAUUCGGAUACUCGAUGAUCGACGAUACGGAUUCUUUUUUACUACACAAGGCUUGAGACAGUAUCCACCAUAACAUACAGCGACCGAGCAUUCGGGAUCACACCUCGGAACUUCGAAUGUUCUUGAUCGCCUCCUCGGAAACGUGUAUCGUAGACUCUACAGUCUUGUAAACCGUGAGAACUCGAAGCAACCAGCGUGA